AGCAUCUGGUAACUCAAGUAAAGGUCAUUAUGACCCAUACAGUAAUUUGGCUAAAAGAAGGUACAUUUCCCUCCGUAUUAAACUCGAGGUUGUUGGAGCCUCUAUGAAUGUCAUGUGUCUGAUGAUUCGCAAUAACUACUAUUUCAAAUGAGUUUUCAGCAGUAAUUUCAUAACAUUAACACAACAUUGUGAACAUUAAAUGUCUCCUCACUAAUUUUCAUUACAAUUCUAAAACGGACUAUACGACGAACUGGCUACACUGUACACGUGACUGCAUCGUGUUUUUUUUUUUUAGAUUCUUUAUGGAUUCAAAUGGAACAAACUGACCUUAUAAAUAUUUUUUUUCUGAAAGUGGGGUAUACAUCAUAGUAAAUUAACAAAGCGUAUAAACCGCAUUUUGAAUGUAUGCAAGAGUCACGACUAUACCUGGCGUUAUAUAAUCUGCACAUGAUGCAACAAAUAGCUACGAUAACUGGCUCUCUGAAAUGCCAACUCCUGCCAUCGUCUGUAGAUUAUGAACAGUAAGCGGAAGUGAUUCAAUUGUGGUCCGGCACUAUAAGCAAACCGAUUGCAGCUGAUAAUAUUUGUCUUGUUUAUAUUCCGUACAUGUGUCGUUAAUUUGACCUAAAAUCUGCACACUGACGUUCAGUAAGGGGAGGAUGUUAAUUUACUAGCCAGAAGAAAAACGGAAGUUGGUGACAAGCUGGAAAACAUGUUAUGAAAUGGUUCGAAAUACUACUGCUGUAGGUUCGUUUCCGGUUCAUGUGCGGCACGAGGUAGGUUCGAAUAAGAACAUUACUAGAAUGACUGGGUAAAACGUGACCAGCGUAGUGACUAGUUUGCAUGGAUAAGCGGCUAAGACACAGAAAUACCACAACGUGGCACGUUGUUAUAAUAUGUCUUCAAGUAUAUUCAAAUGAUCUUAAAGCGAACAUGUAAUGAAUAGUUAUUAAAUUAGUUAUGCGCUGUGAAUAGCCACUGUGGUACUUUUAGUCCUAACUAGCUAAAUAUUUAAUAAUGUCCUCUCCCUACCAGCUUAGUUCGUAACUUUAAUUGUUACGGUUUGCUUGUCAGCUUUAUGCAAUUUUGUCUUCAUUUCUUAAAAAUAGGAUAAGUCGUUAUAUGUGUCCAGGAAAUAAUGCUAACGCAUUGUGUAAGAACGCAAGUUUUCUUCUUGAGGAGACCUGAAAUGCCAUCGCCAUUGCCAUGUAGAUUUACGAAUCCCCUCCAAUUUUGGAGAGACUGUGCAAGUUUGCCGUCUGACACUGGCGACACUGAUCACAUUAAGACAUUCAUUGAACUCUGUUCAGACCGCUAUUACAUAAUCCGUGACACACGCAAUUGGGACUCUUUUCGUCGCGGCAUCAACUGUCGUUAUGGACCCUUGGGAAUGGAACUGAGGAAGGGUAUGCUGGAUAAGUGGUGGGCUUCAGUGGUGAUGUCCCGGGCGCAGGUGUUCGGGAUCAGUACUAUGCAUCUGACCAGGAACACGUCUGCAACAGCGGAGAGCACUCUGAAGUUAGUCGAUAGCAAUGCCCUGGACUGUACUGUAAACCAAAAGGGAUUGGCCUGGGACCAGGCUAGAGACACUUUGAAGAGACAACUGCAGGGCAGCCCAACAGUGCGGACUAAUCUGCUGCAAGGUGCUUUGGAGCAAUAUUUGCCUUCCUUGGAGCUGGUGAACAGGAGGUUGCCAUUUGGCCUGGCAGAGACGGGUGUGUGCUACCAGCCAUUGGAGGAGCAGACCAAUGGGCCUGGUUGCCCAGCUGAGUUAACGCAGGCCUCACUGGUCUGGUUCUGUUCCCCUCGCACCUCCUCCCAGUGGCUGGACUACUGGGCACGCCAGCGGCUGCAGUGGUGGCGAAAAUUUGCCUUGGGCCCCUCCAGCUUCAGCUGCAGUGACGUUUCGGACGGGGAAGAGGGCGAGAGAGCGUCUCGCGGAGUCAGGAUACUGUACCACUUCCCUUGGGGUGCAGAGCCACUGGAGACGCUGUGGAAUCUGGGGGAUGCGGAGCUGCUGCAGACCCACAAGGGUAGCCGUGCCAAGCUGCAGUGUAGAGACGGGAGGAAGUCCGUGGUGCCUCACGUCAUCUCUGUGAGCGGGAACGUAGACCGUGGUGUUUUGGCAUACCUGCACAACUCUCUACAGGAGAUUAGGAAAACGGACAGUAAGCAGAGACUGCACAAGAGAAAGGUGCUGAAGCUGCAUCCCAGUUUGGCCCCAGUUAAAGUCGCUUUGGAUAUGGGCCGGGGGCCUACAGUGGAUCUGCGACAGGUUUGUGAGGGUUUACUUCAGGAGUUACUGGAAGGAGGGAUAACAGCAUGGCCUGGUUACCUGGAGACUAUGCCAUCCUCCAUGGAGCAGCUCAACACCAAGUAUGAUGAGAUGGGGGUGUUGUUCACCAUAGCGAUCACCGACGGCACGCUGGAGAGUGGCCUGGUUCUGGUGAGGAGCCGAGACACCACCAUAAAAGAGACCAUGCACAUCUCCAAGGUCAAAGCGUUCCUCGCCAAGUACAUCAGCGCAUCGGAAAAUAUCUGAGCCACGAAGAACUCUGCUUCCUACAGAUACAGAUGCAUUGUGAUAAUGACUUUCACUUGUCUGUUUUUGACAAACUUUUUUUUUUUUUUUCAACUAAAUGUGGAAAUGUAAAUUAUUAACAUUUUUAUUGUGAUUAAAACUUCUUGUGAUAUGGAUGUAUUGGUCUUGACAUGUGCUUUAUUUUGUAUCAUAUUGAAGACUUUUUUUGCUCUAAGAACUAUUAUUUAACUGUUCUUUUUUAAAACUGAUUAACAAAGUUGAAGGGACAGUUCCUUCAGAAAUUGUUUUUCAUUCAUUGUCUAACCUCACAAAAUGUCUUUUGAUCCUGCAAUGACAGCUCUCCUCAACAUAUUUUUCAGAUUUGAUUAUUUUAUCAAAAAAACAGGAAUAUAUUUGAAAAGGAGAUAAAUGGAUUUAAGUGUGUUGGUCUUGAUCUACUGUGGUAGUGACACAGCAUGUGUAACACUCCUUUUUUAUACUUUAGUAUGUUUCUAAUGAAAAUAGAAGGUUAGAGGUUAUUUCAUUUUGGAUAUGGUUAUGACUGCACCUACAGUACUCCAAAUUACUCAUUUUCUCAAACAAUUGAUAUAUUUUUAUUAUCCUGUGUUCUUUAAAUAGUUUUUUAACACAGACCCUUAGCUGACUCUUUCCUGUCUACAGACUUCCCCACAUUUUGGUAAUGAGGCUUUCUGAUGCCUUUCUGAUGGAGUAAUCAAAUCUGAAGAAGUAUGCUGGGGAGACCUGUCAUUAUCAAAAAACAUUUCUCAAGCUAAGAAAAUGAGUCAUAUUUUUUUUACACCAUUUGUCUAUAUUGUCUAUAAAGCCAUCCUUCACAAAUUACUCUUACCUCACUUCACCUUAAGUAAUGAAAGAAAGUGCCUUAUAACACAUCUGGGUAAAAGUGCUUAAAAAUUGUAUGCCCCUCAAACCUUGAAUGUGUUACAUAAAGAAUUGAAAUUUGACACCGUUUUUACUCUUGGUCAUUUUGAGUCUCUGAUUUCAACCUGAGUUACAGUGGAGUGCCAUUGUUUUUGGACUUUUGUUUUUAAUAAUUAUCCUUGUGAACUUUAUUAUUUAUGGUAUGUAUAUAUGUAUUUUACUGUAUUUUAUUACUUUUAUUUUAUUUUUUAUUGUAGGUUGUUUGCCACUGACUUAGGGUGAACUGUCUCCAAGUUGAAAGCUGACAGGAUGAAAAUAAUUUGUGACCUGUAUCACUGUGACUAUGUUCAUAUUAAAUCCUCUCAUGAAUUAUAUCAUA
This is a messenger RNA of Anguilla anguilla (European eel), 3800 nucleotides long. It is a transcript of the gene polg2, whose product is annotated as polymerase (DNA directed), gamma 2, accessory subunit. The record is from RefSeq and is a predicted model, not a curated record. Gene Ontology annotation, biological process: mitochondrial DNA replication. Gene Ontology annotation, cellular component: cytoplasm; mitochondrion. Lineage: Eukaryota; Metazoa; Chordata; Actinopteri; Anguilliformes; Anguillidae. The transcript is spliced from 8 exons. The coding region runs from base 1139 to 2542 and encodes 467 amino acids.